Messenger RNA from Camelina sativa (false flax), 985 nucleotides. RefSeq lists its product as uncharacterized. Lineage: Eukaryota; Viridiplantae; Streptophyta; Magnoliopsida; Brassicales; Brassicaceae. The record is from RefSeq and is a predicted model, not a curated record.
GUGUGCUACUCACUUACUCUGCCAAAACCCAAAAACUCUCUUUUCUUCUAUCUUUAGAUCUCUCUCUCUCUCUCUCUCUCUCUCUCUGUGAUCACUUUUAUAAAAGAGUCUCCUCAGUGGUGGGUGUUUCUCUGAUCUCUGUGUUAUAUCCUCUGUUUCCUCCUACUCUGUGUUUGUUAGAGAUAAGUGAUUCUUUUUAAAAGUAGAUGUAGAUUGAUUGAAAGAAACUCAAGAAGACAAAAGAGUUCCUUUGUCUAAGUACCCAAGAAAGAAAGAAACCAUAUUUAUUCAUCUGGUUCGUGUGUCAGAGAUUCUGAUAACACAUAGUUCUAGAUUGUGUAGUAGCUUUUGGGGUUCAUAGACUAUGAGAAGAGGUAGAGGGAAAGGGAAGAAGCAGAAUGCAUCUGCUCGGGAAGAUCGUGGGAGCGGUGAAGAAGAGAAGAUUCCAGCUUACAGGAGAAGAGGAAGGCCACAGAAGCCGAUGAAAGAUGACUUCGAAGAAGAGGAGGAAGAAGAAGAAGAAGUUGAAGAGAUGGUGGUAGAGAAGAUAGAAGAUGAUGAAGAAGAAGAAACUGAUGAUGGUUCUGUAACGAGUAAAGAUUUGAAGAAGGAGAAAAGGAGGAAGAUAUCUAAUGGAGGCAAUACAGAUGUAACUGAAGAAGAGAAUGGGUUAGGAUCAAAGUCAAGCACUGAUGAUUCCAUGAAAUCUACUACGUCUAUUGGCUUUAGACAAAAUGGAAGCCGGAGAAAAAGCAAACCGAGACGAGCUGCUGAAGCUGUUGUAGAAUGUAAUGGAGUUUGAGAAACCUUCUUGUGAACAGACUUCACGAGACCAGGAUGACAAAUUAACUUCAAGAAACCUUCUUCUUCCUUCUUGUUGUUUUUGCUUUUCUUACAAGUUAUUUUGAAGUUGACAACUUUAGGAUCGGAUCUCCUUUGGUGAAUUAUGAGUCAAAAGCAUCAAUUUGCAUUCUCUCUUUAAAUU